Trichomonas vaginalis G3 is the source of this 831-nucleotide messenger RNA. RefSeq lists its product as uncharacterized. NCBI's taxonomy places the organism in Eukaryota, Parabasalia, Trichomonadida, Trichomonadidae. Bases 1 to 831 code for a protein of 276 amino acids. The transcript has a single exon. The record is from RefSeq and is a predicted model, not a curated record.
AUGACCGAAGUAGAUGUCAUUUUAGCACUUAGAAAACGCCUUCAAGAGGCCAUUGAUGCUUGUGAUUUUGCUACAGCCAAGAAAAUAGACUUACAGAUUAAGAAUAUUCUUGAAGUUGAGAAAAAUAAUAAAUCUACGACAACAUUAAAGGCCAAGCAGAACAAUUAUGAUAAAGCAAAAGAGAAAUGUCGAUUUCAAGCUGUUGAAUACUUCAAAGAAGCUUCAGAAGCUAUCACUAAAUGUCGUGAAAAUUACCAAACAAAAAUAGCAGAAAUACAAAAUGAUUAUGCGUCAAAAGUUGCUGUUGUCCAAGACGAGUUUUCAAAAGAUUUCGAAUUGUGCACUAUACGCGCAGAUCCAGUUGCAGAUGCCAUGAAAAAGAGUGCUCAAGUUCUAGCAAGAGAACGUCAGUUCGAUACCGCAUCUAUUGUGUUUAAUGAGUCAGAACAGAAGAGAAAUCGUAAUAUUGGCGAAAGACAGGAUACGACCGUUCAAAAAUAUGAAGAAAUUAGGAAGAAUCUUCAAAAAUCACAGGAAAAGGAAGAGAAAAUUGCACUUAGAUACCUUCAGAGAGAUCUGCACAACGUGGAUAAGAAAUAUAAGGCAAAUAUUAAUCAAUUAUUAAACGCAUUAAAGGCUUGUGCAUCAAAGAACGGAAUUAAAGAAACUUUAGAUCAAUCCGAUAUGUUUCCAAAGCUAAUUAUUGAAGAAAUAGAAGGAAUGACAUUUUCACCGCCAUUAACCCCUGAAUCGAAGACUUCUCCAAAAACAAUCUCAAUUUUAUCAAAAUCCUCAGUAUCUGCUACUCCAACAAAACUAAGAAAACAAUAA